AUGAUCUACGGCCACCUCAACCUCCCCCCCCCCCCCCCUUCCCCCAGCUCUCCCAGCCCCCUCAACCCCGACAAAACUUCGCCCACCAUUUCGUCCUUUCUCUCCUUCCUGUGGCGGUUAACCCCCGCCCUGCCCAAACAGCUCUUCCGCGUCAGCCACGAGCAAUAUGACCCGGAAACGCUCCUCCAUAUCCGAUGGAGUGGAGAGCGAUACCUGAUUGAUUUCGAAGGUCGGAUUUUGGGUCAGGUGCAAUUGAAGGAGUUGCGAGAGAUCUGUCGAGAUCUGACGGGAGUGCCCUUGGGAGGGUUGAGUCUUUCGUAUGCGGGGGCGAUGAUGAAGGAUGAUAAUGCGCCGUUGUCGUGUUUUGGGAUCAAGGCCGGGGCAAAGAUUAUUGUCCAUGGUAUCAAACCUACCCCGGAACAAAUCAAAGAGAUGACAACAAAUGGUGACCCAGAAGAAUAUGCCCUCAUCCUCAGGAUCACCAACUCUCUCCAGAAAUCCCGCGACUUUGUCGAGGAGCACCAAUCCAAAUACGAACAAGAGGUCCAGGACUACAUCGCUUCGAAACCAGCACCCUUCGUCAUGUCAUCCAUGCCCCCCGCCCGCAAGAAACUGCACGAUUAUCAUGGAAUGUUGUCGGAGCUCCUUUUGCAGGCUUUGUUGGCGUUGGAUGGUGUGGCCUGUAAACCGGACUUUGACGUUGCUCGUGUCAAGAGGCGAGAGGCUGUCAAGGAGACUCAGAGGCUGUUGGAUGCUAUGGAUGCUAUUCAUGCCAGAGUCAAGGAGAGCGAUCGUCUUGCCCGUCUUUGA
Messenger RNA from Linnemannia hyalina, 810 nucleotides. The record is from the annotation of a GenBank genome assembly. NCBI's taxonomy places the organism in Eukaryota, Fungi, Mortierellomycota, Mortierellomycetes, Mortierellales, Mortierellaceae.